UGUGAAGCGGUGGGGGCAGCCUGACCCCCAGCCGAAAAAAAAAAAAAAAAGCUUUGUGAAAGUUUCCCCGACAGAGGGGUAGAGAGCCAGAGUGAGCGCGGAGGAGAAGCAGUCAGGAUCCAAUUUAGAGGAGAGACACUAGGAGGGGAAAGCAAGUCAGACAGUGAGGAAGAGGGAGAAAGCAGGAGGUGAAAGAGAGGGUUUACGCCCAGGGAAGUCAUGGCUGUGCAGCGUAGGGCAACUUUUCUCCCGGCUGGAUUAUACUUAAGGAAGCUCACUGGUCUGUAGCAACAGCAGCAGCAGCAUCACUCUGCCCGUCACCAUGCCAUCUGUCUCUCUAAGCCUGCCAGCAGCUCUGGCGGGACCUGCACGCACCUGGGUCUGCCUGUCCUGCAUGUUCUGGCCAGAGGAGUUGGAGGCUCUUCAUUCCCAUACGUUCAGGGUGAAGACUUUCAAGAAGGCCAAGCACUGCAGCGUUUGUAAGCAGACCAUCAGCCAAGACGGACUCAUCUGCCGAGUGUGCCGAGUAGCCUGCCACAAGAAAUGUGAAGUCAAGGUGUCUUCAUCUUGUGUUCCCGCAACUAACUAUGAGCUGGCACCGAGCAGUGACCUCCCUCUCAAACAUGUAGACACCAUGGGCUCAACAAAGUCUUCAAAGAGCAUGGAGUCCCGGCGCAGACCAUCCAGGAGUGUGAGUCUGCUGCAGGCCCUGGAGGAGAGCUACGAGUUGGACCUGAUCUACAUCACAGAGAGAAUCAUCUCCGUCUCCUUCCCCAGCAGCGUGGAGGAGCAGAGCUAUGCUGCCAACCUGCGGGAGGUCGCCUCCAUGCUGCGCUCCAAACACGGCCACAAUUACCUGCUGUUCAACCUCAGUGAGAAGCGCUAUGACAUCAGCCAACUUAAUCCAAAGGUGUUGGACUUUGGCUGGCCUGACCACCAUGCUCCUGCUCUAGACAAAAUCUGCAGCAUCUGCAAGGCCAUGGACACCUGGCUGAGUGCAGACAGCCACAACGUGGUGGUCAUACACAACAAGGGUAACCGAGGCAGGACUGGAGUGGUGGUGGCAGCCUACAUGCAUUAUAGCAACAUAUCUGCCAGUGCUGACCAGGCUCUGGACAGGUUUGCCAUGAAGCGAUUCUAUGAAGACAAAGUGCUUCCUGUAGGACAGCCGUCUCAGAAAAGGUAUGUUGAGUACUUCAGUGGCUUGCUCUCCGGACACAUCAAGAUCAACAACAAACCCCUGUUCCUUCACCACGUCAUCAUGCACGGCAUCCCCAACUUCGAGUCUAAAGGAGGUUGUCGUCCUUUUUUGAAAAUCUACCAGGCCAUGCAGCCCGUGUACACAUCUGGCAUCUAUAAUGUUCAGGGUGACAGCCAGACCAGCAUCUGUAUCACCAUCGAGCCCGGUCUUCUUCUGAAAGGGGACAUCCUGCUCAAGUGCUACCACAAGCGCUACCGCAGCCCGUGCCGAGACGUGAUAUUCCGGGUGCAGUUUCACACCUGCGCUGUCCAUGACCUGGGGAUUGUCUUUGGGAAGGACGAGCUUGAUGAGACAUUUAAAGAUGACAGGUUCCCAGAAUAUGGAAAAGUGGAGUUUAUUUUCUCUUUCGGACCAGAGAAAAUACAUGGUCAAGGUGUGGAUCAGCUGGAAAAUGGGCCGAGCGUCUCGGUGGACUACAACACGCAAGAUCCUCUGAUCCGCUGGGACUCGUACGAAAACUUCAAUCAGACCUGCGAGGACACCACAGACGAAGUCAUCCAUACUGAAGGGCCCCUAGACGGCAGCCUCUACGCCAAAGUUCGUAAAAAGGAGUCAGUUGAAGGAUCAGUCACGGCGAAUGGCCUUCCACCCACUGCUGCUGAACAUGCCCUACCUGCGGUUGACCAUGCCUUGUCAGUGAGCAGCGACUCAGGAAAUUCUACUGCCUCCAUCAAAACAGACCGAACUGAUGACGCAGCAGCAGCCCCUCAGACCUCCACAGUGAGCCAGGCACACGUCCCUGUGGCUGAGGAUCUACCCCCAGUCCAUCACCACGCCCCACCUGCACAACAGCCAAUCAGUCCCCAAGAGAAACAGGAGCUGGAGCAGCUGCUGAGUGGCUUGGAAGGGCCCAUGCAUCGACAGGGCUACCUGUCCACCCCAACCUCUGCUGUUGGAGGCAUGCUUCACCUGGUACCUGCCCAGGUCCAUGUCAAUGGGCACAGUAGCAUUGACCGUGAGACGGAUAUUUUAGACGAUGAACUGCCUACCAGUCAAGAGGGCAACAGUGUGGACAGUCUAGGGACGUUCUCUUCCACGGAUGGUCGGGCUACACCAGCUGAUCUUUACUACCAGCCCGAGCCACUCAUCAAUGGCCAGGAUCAUGUGCCGUAUCUGGAGCGCAGUGUCCCAGAAAAGCCUCUGGAAAGUGUCCAUCAGGUUGGCAUGUCCAACAAACCUGUCACUUUGACGCAAAGUGAUUCAGCCCCAUCCACGGGUAAUUACAUAGCUACCCAGAAUGGCAAUUUGUACCGCUCUCAGUCAUUUGGUGCAGAGCCAAACUCUAUGCCACAAGCACCCGCCCGCACCACCAGUAGCAGGGAGGCCGUCCAGCGUGGUCUCAAUGUUUGGCAGCAGUUUGGAGUACCAGAGGAGCCAGUAACUGAAGGCCUGACUUUUAGUCCACCUCCUUCUGUGGCAGUGAUGCCCAGCCACCACAGCCUCCCACAAUUCCCUCACCGCCACAGCGCCUCCCAGCAAGAAAUUGAGCAAUCCAUUGAAACCCUUAAUCUCCUCAUGUUGGACCUGGAACCAGGCCGCUCGCUGGUUCCAAAGUCCCAAAGUGCUCCACUGCGGGAAAACAGUGCUGUAGUGACCACCCAGCCGUCCUUCUCUCAGAGCCAACCCAGGCCUUCCUCCCAGGCCGAUGCUGCCAUUCGCACUCACUUUUCUGGCCCCACGUCCAGUCUGGCCAGCCACUCGUUCCCGGCUCAGAUGUCACCUGGAAAGCCCAGUACACCAGAGCCUGCAUCUGUCCAGGGAUCUGUGAGUUACACAUCUGAAAGAGCUGGGACGAGUCCUUCCUCACAAGCCGCCCCUGCUGCAGCUGGUCACUUCCAGGUCAAGCCUGUCAACAGCUACCCACCAAGCACAUUGUCCCAGUCUGCAGAGGUCUCUGAGCCCCAGAGAAGCCCUAGUGCUGCUUCAGCAUCACCCCAGCCUAAAGAGAGCGAGCAAGAUGAAGUCUUCAACGUUGAAGGUCUGGUGGCUCAAAGAGUAGCUGAAUACUCGGCUCGCGUCCAAAGUGUCACCCCCAGCAUGACCUCUUCUCAGUCUGAGCACCGCCGCUCUCACUCCUUCCCGGGUGUUCAGGCCCGCACAGUGUCCUUAGACGAGCCUGCGACUUUGCCCCGUCACCGUAUCGUCAGCGACGGCCAGUACCAGAAUGGUCCAGACAAUGAACCCUCCCCCGAUGUCCCACUUCGCUCCCCCGUCCGCUGUGUUUCUCCAGAGUUUGUCAACGCCAUAGCGAUGAACCCCGGAGGACGGCCUAAAGAGAGACACAUGCACAGCUACCGUGAGGCCUUCGAGGAGAUGGAGGGUGGCCCCAUCAGUCCUACACCCAUAGUUGGUGGUGAGGUGUUUCCCCAAACCCCUGCCUUCCCCAUCUCGCCGCAAACCCCUUACUUCAACCUGUGUCGCUCACCUCCUGGUCUUGCCAAGACUCCACUGUCAGCUCUGGGUUUGAAGCCCCACAACCCAGCAGAGAUCCUCCUCAAUCAAACAGGCUCAGCACCAAGAAGCUAUGUAGAGUCUGUGGCGAGGUCUGCAGCGACAGGUGGAGAGCAGCCCGCAUCCCCUCGGAGCCUCAGCCCACCCGGGGAGACUACAGUCCAGCAGAGAAGUCCAAGUCCUUCGUCCCACACACUGAACCCUCCUUUGUCCAGCAGCAGCCCCAUCCAGAGCUCACAGGGGGAUCACCCCUUACCAGAGAGCAGCAUUAGCACUCCGUCCCAACCCACUACUGAUUCGGGCUUCCGCUCCCAGGCUACAGAGAGUACCUACCCCACCCCCACCCCCUCAUAUCAAGCCCUGAAUACACCCACUUCUUCCUACCUAGACUCCAGCUCUCCAACCUCUUCCUACCUUGGCACUACUACUCCUACACUGUCCUACCUUGGCCCAAACACCCACCUGGGGAGUUCUGCGGCCUCAGAUCCCAGCCCGCCCACCUCAGAACCCUCCCAGACGACGCUCAGACACGGCAGUCCCCUCGCACAGCACCGGACCAACAUCCUCGGCUCCACAUACAACCCCCUCCUCCAGCAGCGCUCUGGUGUUAAUCAGGACGGGGGCCAGCCGUUAUCUCCAGCUGAUGGCUUUGACGUGGCGGGUCUCGGUGGCAGUCCCAUCCUUGGUCGUCGUCCGUCUCAGGGAGCUCAGAGCAGCCCAGUCCUCAGCAGACAGGCCUCUUUGGGACAGGGGUCACAGCAGAGCCCAGUCCUCAGCAGGCAGCCGUCCCUGGGUCAGCCCAUGCAGAGCAGCCCGGUGCUCAGCCGACAGCCAUGUGUCACAAACACGCAAGGAAGUCCAGUUUUGGGCCGACACCCAUCUGUAUCGCAGGUUUCCCAGAGAAGCCCCAGUCUGGACCGCCACCCCAUGCACAGCGGGUACACAACACCAGAUGAGAGACACGGGAACCUGUCAAGACAGAGCAGCUCCUCAGGCUACCAGGGACCUCCCACUCCGUCCUUCCCCAUCUCUCCUGCUGGCUUUCAAGAUGGGGGGAUGAUGGGUGUAGGGUUCCGGCAGGGCAGCCCAGCUCCAGGUUUCCAGCCCCAGCUGCCAGAGAAGAGGCGCAUGUCGAGUGGUGACAGACCAAACGGAGCACUGUCCUAUGGCACCCUCAAUGGAAAGAUAAUGUCCCCGAUGAGUGGAGGAGGAGGCACUCCCAGCUACUUUCACACCCUCUCUGACUUCUCCAGGUUCAAUAUGCCCGAUGGAAGUCCUGAGAGCAGACUGAAUGUCAAGUUUGUCCAAGACACGUCCAAGUUCUGGUACAAGCCAGAAAUUUCCAGGGAGCAAGCUAUCAGUCUGCUGAGAGAGAGGGAGCCCGGAGCCUUUGUUAUCCGGGACAGUCACUCGUUCAGGGGGGCGUACGGCUUGGCCAUGAAGGUGGCCUCUCCUCCACCCUCAGUGCAUCAGAACAAGAAAGCUGCAGGUGACAUCACCAACGAGCUGGUGAGGCACUUUCUGAUUGAGAGCAGCCCUAAAGGAGUGAAGCUGAAGGGUUGUCCCAACGAGCCUUACUUUGGCUGUCUGUCUGCCUUGGUGUACCAACAUGCCAUCACGCCACUGGCCCUACCCUGCAAACUACUUAUCCCUGCCACAGAUCUCCUCGAAGAAGGACCAGAAGUCUCUGCACCAAAUCCACUGGCUGAGAGGCUGAAACAAGGAGCAGUGCAGAGGGCCCCUGCUGAUUCCCAUGCAUGCAAUGUGCUCUACAUCAACUCAGUGGAGAUGGAGUCCCUGACGGGCCCUCAGGCUGUUGCUAAGGCCAUAUCUGAGACACUGGCUGCCACUUCUCCAGCUACUGCCACCAUUGUGCACUUCAAGGUGUCUUCACAAGGCAUCACGCUGACCGACAACCAGAGGAAGCUUUUCUUCCGACGCCACUAUCCUACCAACACUGUCACGUUCUGCGACACUGACCCUCAGGACAGGAAGUGGAACAAACCUGAGGGAGGCACAGCCAAGCUGUUUGGGUUCGUGGCGCGUAAGCAGGGAAGCACAACGGACAACGUCAGCCACCUCUUUGCUGAGAUGGACCCUGACCAGCCUGCCAGCGCCAUUGUCAACUUUGUCUCCAAGAUGAUAUCCUCGCAGAAACGAUGAGAGCCGUCAGCAAACCCUGGCGCUUUUUUAAAAAUGCCUUUGGUUAUUUUCUUUCUUUUUAACCACAGACACUUCCUUUCUGUUUUGGACAAUUUAGCAUUUGGUUUUACGCGUCACCUUAUUUUUUAUUUUCCUGCUCUUUUACAUUUUGCGUGUGUGUCUGUGUAUGAAAGAGAAGCGAGACAGAGUGUGUGGUGUAAUUGUGCGCGUGUGUGCGGCUCGCAUGCAUGUGCUUUUCUUCUUGGACGGACUCUAGAAUGGACCAGAGGAAGUGCAGGAUGGGGGCGUGGCUGUGUGUGACAAUAGGACGGGAGGUGAUUUGGAUCUCCCUGGCAGGGUAACGCAUGAACAGGAAGAGGGAAUGACGUUGUGUGUGCAAAUGUUAUUUUUUAAGCAAUUGUUUCAUUUUGUAAUUUUUUUUUUAAAAGAAGAAGUCAAGUUGUGCGAUGUAAAAGUGGAUUGUAAAUCUAUCAGGCUUUUGACUGGUCAACCAAAGAUUUUAAAAAAGUAGUCAGGGCGUGUAUAGUGUGCCACUGUCGGAGGGUCGGAGUAUUCUUUUGUAAAACAAAUAUGGCUGCUUAAUCAAAAAAUACUGAACUGUUUCUUUCUGUAUGUACUGAUACUGUAGGUCAACUCUGCAACGUUGCCAUUUUGCAAACAGAGUUUCCGGACUUUGUUGCAGAUGGUGAGGUCUUUGUAAAUAUUCUAGAUUGCUUUAUGAGUAGGACUGUUAUAGAUGACAUUUGGUGCCUGACUUUCUUUUGUAAUGCAGAGCUUUUUAAGAAAAAGAAGAACAUAAACUCUUUCAGGCUGUCUUAAAUAUGCAAAUAGCCAAACUUGGACAUAAGGUUGUUCUCCAAAAUGCCAUCGGUCCUUCCCUGUUUGAUGUAGUAGUGUCGCUAAAGAUGCUGCAGGUGUUAGUCCUCUCAAGUGCAGCUAGAGUCUGAGGAUAUACAACAGUUUUCAUGUGUAUUUACGGUAUCAAGGUGACCACACAAAAGCAUCAGCAAAACCCCUUUUCCACUGUAUAAAAAUGCCACUAACACCCCCUAUACUGUCAAAUCUGACAAGUUGAUUUCACUCAACAACAAAAAAAGUCUCAGAAAGUGAUUUAAAAAAUGUAAGUAAUUAUAACUAUUAAUCUUAAUUUGUGUUGACAUUAAUGUAAUUGCAAAGUUUACUAAAUUUUUUGUCGUAUUUAGUCAAUUGUGUGAAGUUGUUGCAGCUUAAAUAUGGUAAAUUUAAUUAAAUCAAUCUUUCCGAGAUUUAGCAAAUUCAGUAAACCAGGUUUACUUUUAUAUGUCUGCUGGUUGCAAACUAGUUAGUCAUAUUUGUAUAUUCUUAAACAUGCUAACAGAACAAAAAUUGCAAAUCUCCAAACUUCAUCAUUGGCAACAAUCUCUUUGUCAUGAUCAAGUUUAGUCAAACUAACUUUAUUUACUUAAGUUGCUUACACUUAGAAAGAGCAAGGUAAUUUCAAUUGUCAUUUUUAAGUUGCAACAACUUUACAAAAUUCAGGAAAUACAGCUAAAUUUUUCAUAAACUUAACAAUUAGAUAUUAAGUAAACACUAAUUAAGAUUAAUUCCUAUAUUUAGUUUAUUUUUUUAAGGCAACCAGUUUCCAAGAUCAUUUUUUAAGAAAGAUCAACUUGUCAGAUUUU
This is a messenger RNA of Plectropomus leopardus (leopard coralgrouper), 7536 nucleotides long. The record is from RefSeq and is a predicted model, not a curated record. NCBI's taxonomy places the organism in Eukaryota, Metazoa, Chordata, Actinopteri, Perciformes, Serranidae.